This is a messenger RNA of Postia placenta MAD-698-R-SB12, 1278 nucleotides long. RefSeq lists its product as hypothetical. Gene Ontology annotation, molecular function: syntaxin binding; ubiquitin-like protein ligase binding; protein tag activity. Gene Ontology annotation, cellular component: nucleus. Gene Ontology annotation, biological process: protein sumoylation. The transcript has 6 exons. Lineage: Eukaryota; Fungi; Basidiomycota; Agaricomycetes; Polyporales; Adustoporiaceae. The coding region runs from base 1 to 1278 and encodes 425 amino acids. The record is from RefSeq and is a predicted model, not a curated record.
AUGAGCCACGAUAGAGAACGCUGCCAUCAAAGUGUGGCCUGGAGUGAUCGACGAGAGUAUUUGCCCACCCCACGUCGAUCAAAGUCGUUGAACAAGCUUGAACAACGUCAAAGCGCCGUGCGCGGGAGCCCCACAUACUCGCCCUCGACGAAUACAAAGACCAUUUGGGCGUUCAGGACUCUCUUCUGUUGCGUCCCAACAGCCUCCGCCGCCCACGCAGACUCCUCCUUCAUGACUCAGAAUUCUGCCAUGAACGGCGCACAACCCACAAGGCAUGGAAGACCUGCUCCGGCAGGUGCUACGCCCCCUGCUCCCGCUGCCGCUCCCCCAGCACCGCCGACCCACCCACACGCACAGACCACCAACCGCCAGCCGAAUGGCACAGCAGUCAAUGGCGCACAUCCCUCUACGCAGAAGGGCAAGAAGAAGGCCGCCGAUCCACCGCCGGUGGAUCCAUCACAGAUGUACGAGACACUGAAGAACCGUAUUGCAGCAUUGGAGGAGGAAGAGGUCCAUGAGGAAGAGGAGGAGAAAAGGUUUGAAUUGAAGCGGCUAGAACGAGAUCACGCCAAAGAGAAGCAGAAACUAGCGAAAGACAAGGAUGCAGACAUCGUCGUGCGUGUGCUGUGCAAGUACCGCGCGGAGCUGUACUUCAAGAUCUCGCGGAAGACGAAGCUUUCGCGGCUGUUCAACGCGUGGACAGAGCGCAUGGAAUCGGGGCCCAAGAAGGGCGACGGCAAGGGCACUCCGCAGCCGAAUGGCACGGCCCUUUCCACCACUCCGAACAGCACCUCGGGUGCUUCCUCGUCCUCGAGCUCUAUGCAGUUCAUCUUCACACAUGGAGGCAGGAGCCUGGAUACGGACCAGACGCCGGAGGAAGCAGGCAUCGAAGAGGGGGACGUCAUCCUCGCUGUCGAAAUCAUGGACCUGACAGAAGGGCCGGGUACCGAGGAGGUCGAUGAGCCGGAGCCUCGUCGACAGAAGCUGAAGAAAGAGUGGGUCGAGAAUCCCCGAGAAGCGAAGAAGACGGUGGAGGAGAUCUUCGACGGGGUAGGUCCGUUGCCGAUUUGGAACCGUUACAGAGUGCGGGAACGCCUGAAGGAGGUCUUACGGCAGUACGAACUCCGGGAGAGGCACUUCGAGUGUGUCAUCCGCUCCAAGGAGUUGGAGGUGUUACUGUCCCGGGCGCGAGCAGCGGAACAGAAGCAGGUGGCAGAGGGGGAGAAGUCUAGGGCAGACAAGCUCGAAGAAGAGGUAUGGUGGCCUUCAUGUCCGUAA